AUGGCAACAACCCUAGCAAGAGGUCUCUGCCACCGGGCCACCCAUCGCUCGCAUCCUGGCCCCAUCGCCCUCGCUGCCCUGCCACUCGCCGCCGACAGUGAGCAGAUGGCGACGAGCGCUCGGACCCCGGGACCGCUGACGUCGCCGCCUCUCUCUCGCGCGCUGGACUCGCUGGACUCCGGCUCUGCUUGGCUGGUGCCCGGGCAAGGUCUGUGUGGAUCCUGGCCCGGGCGACGCUGUCGCGCCGUGGUCUGCUUGACUCUGGGUAUUCUUUAUUUGUGGCAAGUGCUUGGUGUUGAGAAAUCGGACGAUAAACAGGGAGAAAGGGCGAGCCAAAGCCAAAGCGAGGAGGUCCGAACACCGAAGGAACAGCGCGCGUUCGAAUCCUUGGCGGCGCGUGUUCGAAGCCUCGUGCGCGCCUCGUGGAAGUCCUUCUCCUACGACCACCGAGCCAACCUGCAGCGCCUCCGCCAGGAUGCCACGGACUGCGCCGCCGCCUUCGUGCUCUCGUGCCUCUUCUGCCUCGCCUGCGCCGCCUCCUUCACCGUCAUCGAAGGAGGGCACCAGGAGGAGCUCCGAGCGGCGAGGGAAGCCGAGAGGGAAGGAAUCCUCGCCCGGAUCUCCGCUGAAGGAGGAGGAGGCCGUCGAGGAGCUGUGGCGGCGGCGCAGGAGGCCACGCCCGAGGAGGAGUGGAAGGGCGUGGCCUUGCGGAGGCUGCGGGAGGUGAACGAGGCCGCCAGAUACGGCCACAUCGCCCCCAGCACCAACGCCGGCCGCGCCCUCACCAUCGUCUACGCCAUCUUGGGCAUCCCCAUCUUCCUCAUCCUGAUGGCGGACUUCGGCAAGCUCUUCACCCGACUCCUGAAGGCGCUGUUCGUCUUCGUCAAGAAGCUCUACCGGACGGCGACUGCAAGAGGUUCAGGAGACGAAGCAGUUGCAGGCGAUGAAGGUUGGUCGUCCCCCCAACACCCCCCACCCCGACCCCCCCUGGCCGUCCCCGAGUCGACCUCUGUGGACUUCGACAAACAGCUCGAGGUCGAACUCAAACACCGGUUGAGCUCGAGAGGUUCGAAGGGCAAGAGGAAACAGGAGGAGGAGGAGGAGGAGGAGAGAGAGGAAGACGAACCUCGCUAUUGCUGUUUUUCGGUGUGUAUGAAGAAGAUCCGAGGAUGGUGUGGCCUCCUCUGCCUGCGAAAGGAGGAAGAGGAAGUCCCGGAGAAUGAGGAGGAUGUGGUGGAUGACAACUUCAAUCUGCCUAUCUCACUGGCUCUGCUUAUACUGCUUGUGUACAUCAUGAUGGGGUGUACAAUAUAUACCAUCUGGGAAGAAUGGACUUACUUCGAGGCUUUUUACUUCAUCUUCAUCUCCAUGACCACCAUCGGCUUCGGAGACUACGUGCCAGAGCAUCCAGCCUUUAUGAUGAUGACAACAGUUUAUCUCAUCUUCGGUCUGGCACUCACUGCUAUGUGCAUCAACAUCAUACAGGAGAAACUCACCGAUACCUUCAGACAAGCAAGUGAAAAAUUGAAAGAAUCUUUGAGCCACAUCAUGGCAGCCGCUUCCUUGGGCGAGGACAUAGGAGCCCAGGAGGGGAAGGAGGUGGAGGUAGCGCCGGUCCACUCCUCCACAGGGAGUCUGAAGAGGGAUUCGAUCACUAUGAAGAAGGAGACUUAAAACAAAUUUGAAAAAAUAUAUAUAUAUAAAGUUUUCUCCAUCAGCAUAAAUGGAGAAAGUUGUUUCCGCUUUCUGGGGAUUAAUUUAUUUUAAGAAUGGUUAUCAGUUCGUUGGUGAGGAUGUUAGAAAAACCCCUUUUUUUGUUUUUGUUUUAUCCGAAGAAACACAGGUUUUGCCACGUUAAUGAGAGUGUGUGUUGAUUAGAUGGAGAUAAGUUUGAGCUUACAGAGGGUCAUGUGCAUGUUUAAAGUAACUAAUUCUCUC
This is a messenger RNA of Penaeus vannamei (Pacific white shrimp), 1938 nucleotides long. NCBI's taxonomy places the organism in Eukaryota, Metazoa, Arthropoda, Malacostraca, Decapoda, Penaeidae. The record is from RefSeq and is a predicted model, not a curated record.